AUGUCUUCUCAAAGACCGAGUCAUCAGAGUAAUAAGGUUCACUUUUUCAAGGUUAUUGUGCAACGCACCCUUCGAGAUGGAGAACUGAUGGUUCCUAGGAGUUUUGUGAAGAAAUAUGGGAAAGAUUUAGCAAACCCAGUAAUCCUUCAGGUCCCACAUGGUCCAAAAUGGAAAGUCUCAUGGAUUAAACGUGACAAUGAUAUUUGGUUCAAGAGAGGUUGGGAAGGAUUUGCACAACACUAUUCACUGAGUCAUGGACAUUUCUUAGUUUUUAAAUAUGAUAAAGGAGGAUCUGAUUUUUUUCAAGUCAUAAUAUUUGAUAAGAAUGCUUCAGAAGUAGACUAUUGGAGUAAGAGAUGCAGUACCGAUGAUGGUGAAAAGAGCAGUGAACAAUUUGAAGAUGGUGAAAAGAGUAGUGAUUUUGUUGAGCUUUUGGAUGAUGAUGAUGAUGAUUAUGAGUUCAGUGAAGGGUCAAGAUCUCCAUUAGCUCGUAAAAAAAGAAUGAAAACCAAUGCAGAUAGAGAUGAUGAUGAUGGUUUAUUUCAAAGGAGAAAGCGAGAGAAGAGAAAAAUCAGUCUGGGUUUGGAAUCUACUCAUCAAAAAGUUUUCACUGAAUUUGCAGAAGCUGAAGCACUAGAAGUUGGUAUAAGGAGAGCUUUAGAGAGAGCCAAAAAGUUUCCUCCCAAAAAACCCUUUUUCAUUCGGCAAUUGUUUCCUUCUUACCUCCAAAAUAUUUUGGUAAUACCAACAAGUUUUUCCAAAAAAUACAUGCAGGAGUUGAGUGGGGUUGCAACCAUUUGGGUGGAUGAGGAUGAGGACAGACCUUGGUCCGUGAAUUUCAAGUUUAACAGCGGCAGUAACAGAAGUGUUAUGACCACUGGUUGGACCGCACUUGUCCAGAAAUAUAAUUUACAAGAGGGUGAUGUUUGUGUUUUUGAGAUGAUCGAUCACUCAAAAUUCUACUUCAAAGUUACUGUUUACCGAGCCAGAGAACAAUGUCAAUCAACCUCUCAUCACCAUUUUCAAGAUGCAACAUUUUGUGUUUGUGUUUCUGUACUCCAGACCUCUGAUUUAAGACGGACCAAAAUCAUUAUAUCUCUUUCCUAUUAA
This is a messenger RNA of Lotus japonicus, 1110 nucleotides long. Its product is annotated as B3 domain-containing transcription factor VRN1-like. NCBI's taxonomy places the organism in Eukaryota, Viridiplantae, Streptophyta, Magnoliopsida, Fabales, Fabaceae. The transcript has 5 exons. Gene Ontology annotation, molecular function: DNA binding. The record is from RefSeq and is a predicted model, not a curated record. Bases 1 to 1110 code for a protein of 369 amino acids.